Molecule: messenger RNA, 2021 nt
Organism: Ictidomys tridecemlineatus (thirteen-lined ground squirrel)
Lineage: Eukaryota; Metazoa; Chordata; Mammalia; Rodentia; Sciuridae
Gene: Gfy
Product: golgi associated olfactory signaling regulator
Source: RefSeq, a predicted model, not a curated record
GGCGAGGCAGAGGGCCAGACCCUUGGUUUCAAAGGGAAGGUAGUUUGGGUCAUAUCCUCUCCACAUCACUCGGUCACUAACUCCCUUCUCCACUCUGUCCCUUUAAGAACCUAAGUGCUGUUGCUAGGUUCCCAGGAUCCCCGGGGAGGGGGUCAGGUGCGUCACUGUGCACCUCUGGGACCCUAGCUCCUGCUGCCCCACCCAGAGUCAUUCUGCAACACUGACAGGUCUUUGCAUCUAGCUCUGCUCACCUGCUGUUAUCUUGGACACCGUUGAGCAGCUACAGGCAUCUCCCAGAGCUAUGAAAUCUUUCAACCCGAUCCUCCUCCUCCUCGUCUUCCUCCUGGCCCAGCUGGGUUCCAAGGCCGCCCCCUCAGCCUCUCCACCUCUUGACUCUGACUCUAAGGGGAUGGACCAUCCCUCUGAGACCUCCCCUGGUGCUUCUGAAAACUCCACUAAAGAUGGGCCUCACCCAGAAUUCCCUGGGACUGUUUAUCCCGAGCCCUCUGAGACCCCUAAUACGCUUUCUCCUGAGACCUCCCCCUUCCACGUCCCUGAGACGCUCAAUCUUCACCUCCAAGAAACUUCAUACCCCAAGUCCCCUGAGACCCCUAAGCCAGAAUUACACACAACCUCAGUGUCAGCUCCCCUGGAUACCCCCAAAACUAACCCCUUCAAAGUGACAGAAACUUCUGAGACUCCCAAACCUGACCCGACUGGAAAUCCACACCCAGGAUCCCCUGAGACCCCCAAACCUAAUUUCUCAGAAACUUCACACCCAGGAUUUCCUGAGAUCGCAAACACUGACCCUAUACAGACUACACACCAAGAAUUCCCAGAGGAUCCUCAACUCAACACCACUGAAGUCUCACAUGCGAAAACCCCUGAGGCCCCAAAUCCUGACGCCACCAAGGCCCUUGAUCCCAAAUCUCUAGAAACCCAGGACACGGAUACCACUGAGAUCCCAAAGUCUGAAUUCCCUGAAACAAGCCAUCCUGACCCUACUGAAAGCCCCCAUCCACAGUCCCUUGUGCUCUACGCCAGCCCUACUGACAUUCCUCGAACACAGUCCCCCCCCACCCACUACCAAGAGGCGACGGAGAUCCCCGUGACCUCUGCGCCUGAAACCCCCACUAGUCUUCACCCAGAAACGCUUAUGGCCCUCCAGGAUGAAGUCACUGCCUUAAAUGGACUGCACCUGAACCCCCCAGCAGAGACCCAUACAGCCCCACAGCCCGACCUCUCUAAACUGCCCACCUCAGACUCUCCAGGGACCAGUGAGCUGAAGGCCCCUCAGGACUCUGGCCCUAAAGGGCCGGACACUCCUCCUCCCUCAGCCCGGAUCGCAGGUCCCCCAGUUUCUCAAGAGCUCCCCAAUCAGCAGGCCCCUGCAACACCCCGACCUCAGAGACGCAGCCGAGGUGACAGAGUCAACACUAUCAUUGUGGUGGAGCGAGUGAAAGAGACCGGCGUGACUCUGGUGGGACGCCCACGUGGCGCGACAGGAGGGGCCCUGUGCCUGUUCUUUGCCGGGACGGGGCUGCUGAUCGGCAUCUUCCUGCUGCUGUGGUGUCUCUACCGCCGGGCGGCCCAACAGCGGCCCUUCGCACACCACCGGCUCCCCGACGGCGGGGAUGAGCCAGUUUUGCAUUUGGACACCCCAAAGGACCCCUACGACCUCUACUUUUAUGCGCCGGAUGCCUGGGUCCCUUCACACAUCGCCACCAAGCAGCCCCCUCCCACACCCCCACUACCACCCAAGCUGCCCCCGCCCCCACGCGGGGGCCGGCCCCAGCGCCUGGAGUCGCUGUCCCCGGCCACGCUCCCCAACAACUUCGUGUGAACCCCUUCCGGGCCCUCUGGGACCCGUGCGUUGCUAAGGGGAGGGAGAACCCAGAGGUCCUGUCCUCCUGGAAGGCUUGGCUGCUUAGUGGACUCCCCAUAGAGGAUCCGAGAAACAGAAACCGCUUUCGCUGAUCUGAGAAUUGAGCUGAGGCCGAAUAAACCAGGUGUUCCCACAG